Molecule: messenger RNA, 9070 nt
Organism: Cydia amplana
Lineage: Eukaryota; Metazoa; Arthropoda; Insecta; Lepidoptera; Tortricidae
Gene: BRWD3
Exons: 43
Coding region: 203-9055 (2950 amino acids)
Biological process (GO): cytoskeleton organization; regulation of cell shape; regulation of transcription by RNA polymerase II
Cellular component (GO): nucleus
Molecular function (GO): protein binding
Source: RefSeq, a predicted model, not a curated record
GAACUAGAACAACGCACUGGCAGCUUGGGAAAAAACAAGGUGUUUGCCUGCUUUAUCAACCGAGCGUACGCCAUUUUACUUACAAAAGGUUUGCACUAUCGUUCGUCAACAAUGUAAAGCGGAUGGUGAAAUGUUUGUUCGAUUUUUCCAGUGUUUGUGAUAUGUGUGUGGUGUUUUAUACCCAGGAUAAAAUACUAGGAUAAUGGAGGAACCCAACGAGGACCCUAGGGUCGUUCCCGAACUCUACUUUCUGAUAGCGAAAUUUCUUUCGGGCGGUCCGCUGAGGGAAACUGCAAAGACAUUGUUGAAAGAGCUCGAGAGCGUAGAGGUCCUACCCCGCCGCCUUGACUGGCAGGGCGAAGAGCACUCCCAGUCGUACAAUGAAUUGGCAGCACAGUACAGAGACGUGCCAUGGCACCGUCUGGCAGCAGUAUGCGCGAGCGCAUUGCGUCUCGCUCCCUCGCCUUCGACGAGCUCGCUCCCUCUCGCUCCCUCGCCUUCGACGAGCUUGCUCCCUCUCGCUCCCGCUUCAUCGCUGCGCAUGCGACUCUCGCUGCUCGGAGACGCGUUGGUUCGGACCAGACCGAAAUAUUCAGCGUUCAAGAAGGACCAUACGCUCGCCCGCCGUUUGCUCUCCCGUGAGCUUGGAGGCAUCAUCGGAGGCCGAGCGACCGCUCCCCGGGCGCCGGCGGCGCAGCUCCUGCCACCAAGGCUGCUUGGAGGCCUACAGUUAAGACGGAGGACCCUGGGACAUCUGUCUGCUGUCUAUUGUCUGGCGUUUGACUGCUCCGGUCGAUAUGUUGUGACGGGCGCCGACGAUCUUCUAGUAAAAGUAUGGAGCGCGUACGACGGGCGGCUCGUCGCGACGCUUCGCGGCGCCGGCGCCGAGAUCACCGACGUGUGUCUGUCCCGCGACGGAGCCCUACUGGCGUGCGGGAGCGUCGACAGACUUGUGCGGGUGUGGUGCCUCGCUACUGGCGCUCCGCUAGCUGUCCUACACGCGCAUGCUGGAACCAUUACGUCUGUCCACUGGUCGCCCUGGGCGCGCGGCGACGUCCGCUGGCUCGCGUCCACGUCCACCGACGGCUCAGUGGCCUUCUGGACAUGUUCCCGCGACGGCCAGUUCCUGUCCCAGCCUGUUCAGUACAUGGAGAGGAUGCGACCAGGCGCCUGCCACAUGAUAUGUGCUGCCUGGUCUGCCGGAGGAGCGUUCUUAGCUGCAGGGUCGCAGGAUCAUCACGUCAGGGUGUACAUGGUCGACGGCGAAGGCGGCGGGCCCCGCAGAGUCCUCGAAACGGCCGUCCACACGGAGGCGGUGGACAGUAUAGCCUGGGCGCACCGCGGGCUGCGCUUCGUGUCGGGCUCCAAGGACGGCGCCGCCUGCGUGUGGGCGCUGCACGCCUCCGCCUGGCGCCACACGGUGUUAUACUGUGCCAGUCUAGAUGACGCAGGCAAGGAUGACGGCAAGAAAUUAAAGGUUACAAUGGUAUGCUGGGACCUAAGCGAUGCUUACAUCAUUACUGCUGUCUCCGACUGCUCCAUUCGAGUGUGGUGUUCCCGUACGUGCGGCAUGGUGCGAGUCCUAAGAGGCCACAAGGACGAGGCCUAUGUACUGGAGGCCCAUCCGUUAUUACCCGGGGUUCUGCUGUCCGCGGGCCACGACGGCCAGCUGUUCAUAUGGGACGCUAGCACUGGCGAGAUCCUGGCUUCAUUCCUGAACAAAAUCGAAGGGCAAGGGGAAGGCGCGAUCUUCGAUGCGAAAUGGGGCGGCGGCUGCGCCCUGGCCGCCGCAGACGCCCACGGACACCUCCUGCUGCUGUCAGUGGCCUCGGGACCGAAGCUGAUGUCCAAACUGCCCCCGGAGCUGUUCUUCCACACGGACUAUCGGCCUCUGUUGAGAGACGCUACUGGCACAGCCCUUGAUGAGCAGACCGAGAUCCCCCCACACCUGAUGCCUCCCCCCUUCCUGGUGGACGUGGAGGGCGCGCCGCACCCGCCGGAGUACCAGCGCCUCGUGCCGGGCCGCGAGAACCUGGCGCUCGACCAGCUCAUCCCCCUCGCCGACGCCAGGAGCCGCAUCGACGUCAUGAUUGAGGCUUUAGCGGCCGAGCGGACUCCCGGCCUCGUCAACGGCCUCGGCUUCGGCGGGGGCGGCGUGUGGCGCAACGAGGGCGUCCGGCACACGGCGGGCUCGUGGCAGCGGGACGUGCCCGUGCCGCCCUCCUCCCGCCCGCUCGUGGCGCCCCCGCCCCCCGCCGUCACCGCGCUGCAGCACCAGCAGGGCGGGACGUGCCCGUGCCGCCCUCCUCCCGCCCGCUCGUGGCGCCCCCGCCCCCCGCCGUCACCGCGCUGCAGCACCAGCAGGGGUGAGUACACAGUACACCACACGGCCGGCACACGGCGGGCUCGUGGCAGCGGGACGUGCCCGUGCCGCCCUCCUCCCGCCCGCUCGUGGCGCCCCCGCCCCCCGCCGUCACCGCGCUGCAGCACCAGCAGGGGUGAGUACACAGUACACCACACGGCCGGCACACGGCGGGCUCGUGGCAGCGGGACGUGCCCGUGCCGCCCUCCUCCCGCCCGCUCGUGGCGCCCCCGCCCCCCGCCGUCACCGCGCUGCAGCACCAGCAGGGGUGAGUACACAGUACACCACACGGCCGGCACACGGCGGGCUCGUGGCAGCGGGACGUGCCCGUGCCGCCCUCCUCCCGCCCGCUCGUGGCGCCCCCGCCCCCCGCCGUCACCGCGCUGCAGCACCAGCAGGGGUGAGUACACAGUACACCACACGGCCGGCACACGGCGGGCUCGUGGCAGCGGGACGUGCCCGUGCCGCCCUCCUCCCGCCCGCUCGUGGCGCCCCCGCCCCCCGCCGUCACCGCGCUGCAGCACCAGCAGGGGUGAGUACACAGUACACCACACGGCCGGCACACGGCGGGCUCGUGGCAGCGGGACGUGCCCGUGCCGCCCUCCUCCCGCCCGCUCGUGGCGCCCCCGCCCCCCGCCGUCACCGCGCUGCAGCACCAGCAGGGGUGAGUACACAGUACACCACACGGCCGGCACACGGCGGGCUCGUGGCAGCGGGACGUGCCCGUGCCGCCCUCCUCCCGCCCGCUCGUGGCGCCCCCGCCCCCCGCCGUCACCGCGCUGCAGCACCAGCAGGGGUGAGUACACAGUACACCACACGGCCGGCACACGGCGGGCUCGUGGCAGCGGGACGUGCCCGUGCCGCCCUCCUCCCGCCCGCUCGUGGCGCCCCCGCCCCCCGCCGUCACCGCGCUGCAGCACCAGCAGGGGUGAGUACACAGUACACCACACGGCCGGCACACGGCGGGCUCGUGGCAGCGGGACGUGCCCGUGCCGCCCUCCUCCCGCCCGCUCGUGGCGCCCCCGCCCCCCGCCGUCACCGCGCUGCAGCACCAGCAGGGGUGAGUACACAGUACACCACACGGCCGGCACACGGCGGGCUUGUGGCAGCGGGACGUGCCCGUGCCGCCCUCCUCCCGCCCGCUCGUGGCGCCCCCGCCCCCCGCCGUCACCGCGCUGCAGCACCAGCAGGGGUGAGUACACAGUACACCACACGGCCGGCACACGGCGGGCUUGUGGCAGCGGGACGUGCCCGUGCCGCCCUCCUCCCGCCCGCUCGUGGCGCCCCCGCCCCCCGCCGUCACCGCGCUGCAGCACCAGCAGGGGUGAGUACACAGUACACCACACGGCCGGCACACGGCGGGCUUGUGGCAGCGGGACGUGCCCGUGCCGCCCUCCUCCCGCCCGCUCGUGGCGCCCCCGCCCCCCGCCGUCACCGCGCUGCAGCACCAGCAGGGGUGAGUACACAGUACACCACACGGCCGGCACACGGCGGGCUCGUGGCAGCGGGACGUGCCCGUGCCGCCCUCCUCCCGCCCGCUCGUGGCGCCCCCGCCCCCCGCCGUCACCGCGCUGCAGCACCAGCAGGGGUGAGUACACAGUACACCACACGGCCGGCACACGGCGGGCUCGUGGCAGCGGGACGUGCCCGUGCCGCCCUCCUCCCGCCCGCUCGUGGCGCCCCCGCCCCCCGCCGUCACCGCGCUGCAGCACCAGCAGGGGUGAGUACACAGUACACCACACGGCCGGCACACGGCGGGCUCGUGGCAGCGGGACGUGCCCGUGCCGCCCUCCUCCCGCCCGCUCGUGGCGCCCCCGCCCCCCGCCGUCACCGCGCUGCAGCACCAGCAGGGGUGAGUACACAGUACACCACACGGCCGGCACACGGCGGGCUCGUGGCAGCGGGACGUGCCCGUGCCGCCCUCCUCCCGCCCGCUCGUGGCGCCCCCGCCCCCCGCCGUCACCGCGCUGCAGCACCAGCAGGGGUGAGUACACAGUACACCACACGGCCGGCACACGGCGGGCUCGUGGCAGCGGGACGUGCCCGUGCCGCCCUCCUCCCGCCCGCUCGUGGCGCCCCCGCCCCCCGCCGUCACCGCGCUGCAGCACCAGCAGGGGUGAGUACACAGUACACCACACGGCCGGCACACGGCGGGCUCGUGGCAGCGGGACGUGCCCGUGCCGCCCUCCUCCCGCCCGCUCGUGGCGCCCCCGCCCCCCGCCGUCACCGCGCUGCAGCACCAGCAGGGGUGAGUACACAGUACACCACACGGCCGGCACACGGCGGGCUCGUGGCAGCGGGACGUGCCCGUGCCGCCCUCCUCCCGCCCGCUCGUGGCGCCCCCGCCCCCCGCCGUCACCGCGCUGCAGCACCAGCAGGGGUGAGUACACAGUACACCACACGGCCGGCACACGGCGGGCUCGUGGCAGCGGGACGUGCCCGUGCCGCCCUCCUCCCGCCCGCUCGUGGCGCCCCCGCCCCCCGCCGUCACCGCGCUGCAGCACCAGCAGGGGUGAGUACACAGUACACCACACGGCCGGCACACGGCGGGCUCGUGGCAGCGGGACGUGCCCGUGCCGCCCUCCUCCCGCCCGCUCGUGGCGCCCCCGCCCCCCGCCGUCACCGCGCUGCAGCACCAGCAGGGGUGAGUACACAGUACACCACACGGCCGGCACACGGCGGGCUCGUGGCAGCGGGACGUGCCCGUGCCGCCCUCCUCCCGCCCGCUCGUGGCGCCCCCGCCCCCCGCCGUCACCGCGCUGCAGCACCAGCAGGGGUGAGUACACAGUACACCACACGGCCGGCACACGGCGGGCUCGUGGCAGCGGGACGUGCCCGUGCCGCCCUCCUCCCGCCCGCUCGUGGCGCCCCCGCCCCCCGCCGUCACCGCGCUGCAGCACCAGCAGGGGUGAGUACACAGUACACCACACGGCCGGCACACGGCGGGCUCGUGGCAGCGGGACGUGCCCGUGCCGCCCUCCUCCCGCCCGCUCGUGGCGCCCCCGCCCCCCGCCGUCACCGCGCUGCAGCACCAGCAGGGGUGAGUACACAGUACACCACACGGCCGGCACACGGCGGGCUCGUGGCAGCGGGACGUGCCCGUGCCGCCCUCCUCCCGCCCGCUCGUGGCGCCCCCGCCCCCCGCCGUCACCGCGCUGCAGCACCAGCAGGGGUGAGUACACACGGGACGUGCCCGUGCCGCCCUCCUCCCGCCCGCUCGUGGCGCCCCCGCCCCCCGCCGUCACCGCGCUGCAGCACCAGCAGGGGUCGGCGAUGAACGCGUUCGAGCUGGCGUGGUACCGGCGGGAGAUGCGGCGGCGCCCCAUCAUGAUCAGCACGGCGCCCGAGCCGCAGCGGCGCCGCGCGCGCGCCCGCCCCAGGCCCCAGCCACGCCCCAGACCGCAGGCGCAGCCGGUCCGUCGAGUUGUGGAAGAGCCGUCGGCGCUGGAAGUGGUCAGCUCGGACAAUGACACCUCCGACGAGUCCGUGCGGCUGUCCCGCUCGCACUCGCGCUCCUCUCGCUCGCGAUCUCACUCGCGCUCGAGCCGGUCCUCCUUGGAUCUCACCGACUCUAGUUCACAUUCCGGUACCAAAAGUGGCAAUUCUUCGUCAGCAUAUUCAGACUGGGAGGCGGGCGCUGCUUUGGCGCCGCCCACCCGCGCUCGGCGACGCCCCGUGGCUGCUAGACGAUACAGUCCCAGCGUGUCAGCUCCGAAGCGCCCGGCGGCCGCUAACGGCGCCGCCGCGUCCGGCUCCGGGUCCGGCGCGGCGCCGGCGGAGUUGCCGGAACUGUACCGGCCCGGGGAGUGGCUCACGGCCGUGUCGCCGCGCAAGGCGCCCUACCACCCGCAGAUGGGUGACGCCGUCGUGUACUUCAGGAUGGGUCAUCAAAAAUAUAUGGAAGCCGUGUCAGAAAAGGACUUGUACCCGGUGUCGCCACGGGACAGGCCGUGGGAAAACGUUCAUGUCUACGACUGCGAAGCGGCUAAAGUCGUGGGCAUCAAAUACGCCAUCAAGCCGCCGCGUGUGGCGUGCGUGCGGCUGGCGUGUUCGCUACCCCGCCCUGCCGGCAGUUCCACGGCGACCGGCGGCGGCAGUAUUGUGGUCGUGUACCAUGACAUGCCGGAUGUCAUCGACUUCCUCGUGCUGCGACAGCAGUAUAGCGCGGGCUGCGCGCGCGGAUGGACUCAGGGCGAUCGGUUCCGCUGCAUGAUCGACGACUCGUGGUGGACGGGCGUGGUGCUGGAGAACACGUCCGGCUCGUCCGGCGACGGCGGCGCGGUGCCGGACGCGCCGGACGAGCCGGACGCGGCGGCGCGCUGGGCGCGGGCCGCCGCCGCCAACUUCCUGUCGCUCAAAGUGCGUUGGGACAACGGCGAAGUGGAGCGGCUGUCGCCGUGGGACCUCGAGCCCAUGGACCCGGAGAGAUUACCAUCAGCGCCCGGCGGUGCCGUACCAGUGUUGCCUCACGAGCUAGAAGCAGUCUUAUACAAAGCUGAAGCGAGCGAGUGGCCGCCGCGAGGCGACCGGGCGGCCGCGUGCCGCGCUAUAGCCCAUCAUCUCAACCUGGUGAUGUCCCUAUCCGCGGCGGAACCCUUCGUAGCGCCGGUGGAUCUUCAGUUGUACCCCACUUACGCGCUGGUCGUGCCAUACCCCAUCGAUCUCAGCACCAUUCGUUCUAGGUUCGACCACUUGUUCUAUCGGCGAGCUGCGGCCGCGCAAUUCGACGUACGCUAUCUAGCGAGCAACGCGGAGCGUUUCAACGAACCACAUUCGCCCAUCGUCCGCCAGGCACGGCUUAUCACAGACUUACUGCUCUAUAUUAUCAGCCACUGGCGCGAAGUAGAUGUGGUGGCGAAGUACCAUGAGCUGGCCGCCGCCUAUCGCUCCGAGGAUGACGAACCUGCGCCCAGUCAGCCCACUAAGUCUCGUCGCGCCCGGGGCCGCGCCGGCUCCACCUCGUGGCGCGCGGCGUGCACCCGCGUGCUGCAGGAGCUGACGGGCUCCAGCGACGCCGGGCCCUUCCGCGAGCCCGUGUCGCUAGAACAAGUCCCAGAUUACCUAAGCAUAGUGAAGAACCCCAUGGACCUGGGCACCAUAUCACAAAAGCUAGCUGCCUGCCGCUACUCCCGCCCGGCACAAGUGCACCGCGACCUCGCGCUCGUGUUCCACAACAGCAGGCUGUACAACACCAACAAGCGCAGUCGGAUCUACUCGAUGACGGUCCGGUUGUCCGCGUUGUUCGCGGCGCUUUGGGAGGCGCACGUGCCCGCCGCCGCCUCCGCUUCCGGCUCCGCCACGCGCGUGACGCGCCGCGCUCGCCGCAAACGCAUCGAGUCACACGCAGAGAGCAUGAACGGCGACGUGGUCUCGGGGCCGGCGUCCCCCGGGCUGCAGUCGGACAGCUGCAGCUCGGGCUCGGAGCCCCUCGCCGCGCUCGCGCAGGCGCGCCUGCAGCACCCGGCCUCCUCGGACAGCGACGUGCCACUCCGGGCGCACAGGAAAGGUAAAGGAGUGGGCAAAAAGACAAAGAUAGCGAACGGUCACGUGCCGACCGCGUCACCGGAGCCCGGGCCCGCGUAUGAGAGAGACACCUACAUACCGUCUCCCAAUGGAUUAUCAUCAUCGUCCACGGAGCAGAUAGAAGUGGAACAGUUGUCGAUACCGGCCGACGACGCGUCGUUAACUUACGACGACGAUUCACCCGCACAUGAACCUAGUCCAGAGAUAGAAGUGGAACAGUUGUCGAUACCGGCGGACGACGCGUCGUUAACUUACGACGACGAUUCACCCGCACAUGAACCUAGUCCAGAGGUGAGCUCUGUCAUUAUCAACACUUUAUACUUACCAUCCUCUAACGGUUUAUCAUCGUCCACGGAGCAGAUAGAAGUGGAACAGUUGUCGAUACCGGCCGACGACGCGUCGUUAACUUACGACGACGAUUCACCCGCACAUGAACCGAGUCCAGAGUUCCGUCCGCACGCGCGGCGCAAGCGAGCGCGGGGCUCCGACAGCGCGCCCUCCCCGCCGCGCCGCGCCCCGCACCCGCACCGCCACCGCCACCGCCACCGGAACAAGCUGCCCAAGCGGACACGAGAGAGGUUCACAGACGGUUCUUCGCAGUCCAGCUCAUCCAAUUCCGAGCAUUCGCCAGAGAGAGACGGGCAGCGUCGCUACGAGUCCGACCACUCGUACCACCCGCGCUGCUCUAGCGACGACGAACCGCUUCAGCGAUACAGAGAAAGACAAGAAAACGACGCGUCACAAGGAGAACACUCGGGCACGAGUAGAUCGAGGCCUUCGCACAGUCGGAGAGGCGGCGUGAAGCUACGAAUUCGCAGGCCGGCGAUAUAUAACGAAGACAGCGAGGAAGACUCGGCAGCCGCUAUCAGUAAACGCGCGCCGCAUCAUUCGCGCGCCACGCCGCACCAUCAGCGGAGGAGGCACCACGCGGCACAGAGUGCAGCCACAGAGGCCGCUAUGGAGGCCGGGGCCCUGCUGCUGCGGCGCUCGGCCGGCGCGAGCGCGCCCGCCAUCGCCGACCACGACUACGUCAACUCGACCAGCCAGCCCCACGACCACCACAACGGCCACGCAUCAAGCUCUCGGUCGGAGGCCCCCGCGGUGUCCAUAUCGUCGCGAGGCCGCGUGCGCAAGCUCACCGCCAAGGCCAGGGGCCUGCUGCGGGAGUGAACACCACACUAACUU